AUGCAGAACCUGUUGGUGGGGCCCCCUUUGGGGGCCCCCCAGGGACAGCAAAAGGCAGUGGGGGCCCCCGUAGAGAGCCCAGCUCCCGUGUCAGUGGAACGGGUAGACGUUAACAGCAGCAUCUGGUACUACAAAGACCCCAGCGGGACCCAGAGGGGCCCCUUCAGCAGCAAAGACAUGCAUGCUUGGUGGCAGCGUAACUACUUUGCUGAUGACCUUUUAAUGAGGUGGGGGCCCCACCUUCCCUGGCUGCCUUUCGGGCUCAUUUACCCCGCGGGGGGCCCCCAGCCCUUCACAACUUUGCCGGACUUGCAGGGCAUACGCCAAAGGCUCAUCCAGCAGCAGCAGCAGACCCAGCGGGAACGCCUGAUGCAGCAGAGGCAGCAACAGCAGCAGCAACAGCAGCAGCAACAGCAACGACGCAGGCAGCCAACCACAGCAGCAGCUGUGGCUCCUGCUGCAGCCCCAUCGACUUUCCGGCUCUGGGAGCCCCUGCUGCUGUGA
This is a messenger RNA of Eimeria tenella, 504 nucleotides long. Its product is annotated as grb10 interacting GYF protein, putative. Gene Ontology annotation, molecular function: protein binding. The transcript is spliced from 2 exons. NCBI's taxonomy places the organism in Eukaryota, Apicomplexa, Conoidasida, Eucoccidiorida, Eimeriidae. Bases 1 to 504 code for a protein of 167 amino acids. The record is from RefSeq and is a predicted model, not a curated record.